Vairimorpha ceranae is the source of this 798-nucleotide messenger RNA. RefSeq lists its product as hypothetical. NCBI's taxonomy places the organism in Eukaryota, Fungi, Microsporidia, Nosematidae. The transcript has a single exon. The record is from RefSeq and is a predicted model, not a curated record. Bases 1 to 798 code for a protein of 265 amino acids.
AUGAAUAUUAAAAUAAAAUUAAAAACCUGUAUAUUGUAUUUAUACAUAUUUUAUGCCAUAGCGAAUAUAAUUAUGGAGAUGAUUCUUUCGCUUUAUGUUUUAAAAAGCUUUGAGAAAUCUCCUCAAACAGAUAUUGAACUAGCAACAUACAGAUACCAAGUCUUAUACACAAAACUAAUAACUCUUCUAGAAAUUUCGUAUGUAUCAAAUUUUUUUUUCACCAAAGAUAUAAAUAACGUGUUCCAAGUAUUAAUAGUUAAAUUAAUAGAUUUAAUAAUUUGGUUGCUUUUGGCAGCCCAAUUUGGAUUCAAUUCGAUUUUUAUAGUUUAUUUCGCUCUUUCGUUUGUCGCGUGGAUGUUAAUAGGUUACCUCGCACGCCUUGAGCAUAGUUUAAUUUAUACGAGGUACAACAAACAAGUAAGUUUAGACCCCGACGUUAUAUUUUAUUUUGUUCUUUUACAAUUAGUUUACGCCAUUACAAAUGCCACUAAAGUUUUCUUGGGGUUGCGCAUCAUUUCAACUCUACAAACAUUUUCUACCGAUUUCUACGCGAUUUAUUCGUUUGUAAAAUUGCCAGUUUUAUUAAUUGUCGAGGCAUUUAGAAAAUAUAUAAAUAACUUAAAAAAAACUAUACUUGCUUUCUGUAUUGUUAAUACAAUAUUUAGCUGCUUUAGCAUUUAUUAUAUUGUGUAUGUUGUAAUUUAUAAAGAGCAGUAUAAACAGCUGUUAAGUUUUAUAUUUGAGAUUCUGUCUCUGUUAAAUACAUUCUUUCUAAUUCUGUGUGCAUUAAAGUUUUAA